This is a messenger RNA of Striga hermonthica, 549 nucleotides long. Lineage: Eukaryota; Viridiplantae; Streptophyta; Magnoliopsida; Lamiales; Orobanchaceae. The record is from the annotation of a GenBank genome assembly.
AUGGAGCUCCCUUCUUACGAAGAAGUCUCAUCUCGCGAUGCCUCUAUUGAUUCUGUUCUGUUGGCUAAGCAAGCACAAGUGCUGCCCACAUACCAUUCUUGUUUCCGCCUGCAUCUAAGUCCACCGUCGGAAUAUUGGGAUUUUUUAUCGCCGCUGCCGAAUUUCCAAGCUGAGAGCCGCCGCUGCAUACGCAGAUUUGCUUGUUCACUGUUCACGCUCCAGAAUAUUUUCACCAGGCACAGCUUGAAAAGAGCUGGAGAAGAAGAAACAAUGGGUGCAUCGGGCAACCCACGGCUCUCAGGAAUGCAAAAACAAGUGCUUGCUCUGUAUAGAGGGUUUUUGCGAGCUGCACGCGCUAAAUCACCCGAAGAACGUACCAAAAUUGAAUCGAUCGUGUCAGCGGAGUUUCGCCAUAAUUCCACUCAGGUUGAUCGCAAAAACUUUCUCUAUAUUGAGUAUUUAGUUCGGCGUGGUAAAAAACAGCUGGACCAGCUAAAGAGCCCAGAUACUGUUGGCCUAACAUCUUUAAACAUUCGUGGUUCUCAAUAA